UUCAGUCUGUCUCUUCAUCUUUACUGAGAACUUGAACCUGAGUCGUCCUCGUUUUCAUCAUCCUCGUCUUCUCCUCCGUGUGGAGUCAAAGGGUCUGGACCGGAUCGAGGUUCCUCUGCUGCCCCUCUGAGACUUUGAUCUCGCAGUGGCUGCUGGGAGAUAAAGAGCUUCUCCUUUUCUUCUUCGGAGUCCGCAGAGAUGUCAGCCGUUAUCCCGGAGCAGGUCCGGAGCGAGCAGGGGAGCUGCAGCGGAGCCGAGCCGGAGCAGCCGGAGGCCGGCGUCUUGCAGCCGCAGACCGUGUUUGUCAUCCUAGACCCGGCGGAAACUCUCAACGUGGUCCGAGUGGAGUCUGGGAUCGUUGCUGACAUCGAGGUCGACGGUCUGCUGCCAUCUGACUGCGACACCUUCUAUGAAAUCAAGAGUCAGCCAAUCAGCAUCAGUUCAUCAGCAGCAGCUCCCUCCUCUUCAUCUUCUUCACUGCCGUCAGUGAUGUCAUCGAGGGUUUUGAUGCGUCAGGAUCUGAUGCGUCAGCAGGCUCUGGAGGAGGAGCAUAAAGAGACGCAGAAGAAGCAACAGCAGCUUCUUCGCUUCUCCGACUCCUCCUCGCCCAUCUGCGUCUCGGUGCCCUCCUCCUGCAUACCUCCUGCUCAGGUCCCUGUGGAGGUGCUAAAGGUGCAGACUCACCUGGAGAAUCCCACCAGGUAUCACAUCCAGCAGGCUCAGAGGCAGCAGGUCCGUCAGUACCUGUCCACCACCAAGACAGCCAAUCAGCAGCAGGCUGCAGUGGCAAGCCACUCCCCCCAGCUGGGUUCCACCCCUGGACAGCCAAUGGACGGGAGCCCCAAACAGGAAGUAGAAGACAUCAUCGUCGAUGACAUCAUCAGCCUGGAUUCGAGCCUGAACGACGAGUUUCUGACGCUGAUCGACUCGGAGCUGCAGCUCGCCAACACGCUCCCUGAUCCUGAGAACUUGCUGGACGGGUAUGGUGGCAGCGUCGGGAACACCAUGCCUACGCUUACCAUUAGUAACAGCUGCCCGGCCAACCUGCAUGCCGUCAAGAGAGAGCUGACUGAGGUGGAGUCCAAAGCUCUGAUUAAAGAAAGACAGAAGAAGGACAAUCACAACCUCAUCGAGAGGAGGCGGCGCUUCAACAUCAAUGACCGGAUCAAAGAACUCGGAGCUCUGAUCCCUAAAUCCUCUGACCCUGAGACGAGGUGGAACAAAGGAACCAUCCUGAAGGCGUCGGUGGAUUACAUCCGCAAGCUGCAGAAGGAACAGCACAGAGCCCGAGAGAUGGAGGAGAGGCAGAGGAGGCUGGAGAGCACCAACCAUUCGCUGAUGCUCCGCAUACAGGAGUUGGAGCUUCAGGCUUGCGUCCAUGGCCUCUCCUCUUCCUCCUCCAACUCACCUCCCCCGAAGUCCUCCUCCUCCUCUCUGGACCCCCAGACCCUGCUCUCUCCUCCACUGCUUCACCCCUUUUCCUCUUCCUCCUCCCCCUCCUCCUCCUCCCUGGUGACUCCCUCUCUGGGUCUGGAUGCUCUGACUUUUACGGACCUGGAUGAGCCUCAGGGAGCCGCCACUGUUUUCUCCCCAGACCUGAUGUCUGACAUGGGGCUGACUGACCUGAACGGCCUGGGGGGCCUCCUGAUGGAGGACGGGAGCGGGGCAGGAGUGAUGUCCGACCCUCUGCUGUCCUGCGGAGCUUCGAAGACCAGCAGCAGAAGGAGCAGCUUCAGCAUGGAUGAGGAUCUUUGAUGACCCCAUCGCGCACAGGGAUCUGAUUGGCCAGAACUGAAGGCGGGACUUCAUUUUUAAUUUUUUUAGGGAACUGCUUUUCAAUCUGUGACAUCAACAAAGCAAAAAACACACCAAGGUGAUGCAGUGUAACAGAAACCAUCAGCAUGUCUUCCAGGGGACUCCCCUUUGUCCUGAAGUGUUGUUGUCACAGCUGUUGUUGCAAACCCCAGUGUCAAAAUUGUGUUCAGGUUCCUCACACGCACUCACCUGAACUGCUGAGACUCAAAGUGACUUAAAUGUGGAUUUACGAGGUUUUAUAAAGUAGUCAAAAUACUGAGACAUUGAUUGUGCCUCAGUUCAUUCCUGUAAAUAUAAAUGAAUCUAUAAUCACUGUGCUGGAAAACUGAGUAGAGAUUUUUAUUGGAUCAGAGGAGUCUGCAUAGCUUCAGGACUUUGAUUCAGUUUUAUUUUUAAUAUAUGCGCUGCCUGAUUGAAACCAUGUCCAGAGCAAAAAGAAGGGAAACUUUUGUAAUCGGCCACCAAUCCUUAAGAAAACUGUUCAUUUCAGUUUGUUUCAUCUUUAGAGUUUUAUGUUUUAUUAGCAUUGAGACUCUUCUCAUACAGCAGCCAAAUUAACAUUUUAAGCUUCAAUCAAUUCUUGCUGAUGAGUUUAUAAUCGUUAGCCUUCAAUUAAACCAGCUACAGUUUCCAUUGCUUGAGGCUAAUUGUAAGCUAACUCUUAGCUGCAGGUGUUUUGUCUUCAGGAACCCUCCUAUCUUAUAACAGACAGGUUACCAAACAAGAACUUGUCGAGUUAGCUGUUAAUGUUAAAACGUGCUCGCGUUAAAAGCUAACUAGUUACAUACUGUUGUUCAUAUUCUCCUACCUGCUAGUUUAGUUAGCUACUGUACAGAGCUAGCUGCUAUCUGUGCUUGAUGUAAUUAGCUCUAGCUAAAAUCGUGUCAUCUUAGCAGCUAUGUUUGUUUGUGGAACGAUUUCCUCAUAUGUUACAGUCGCCGAUGUAAAUGUGUCUGGGUUUUGUUGGAAAUUUAAGGUGCUCUGCUGGUGAUGCUGGUUAGGAAAAAUAAUACUGACUGCAGACAAGUUAGUAAGAUGUGGGAACAGAGACACCAAGACACAAGAUAAAUGAGAUCUCUGCUGAUCUCUGUUACUUUAUUACUGCACGAUCACAACAUCAGCCCAAAUGGCUGCCAACAUCGCUCCCUUAAAUAUGGCAGACAACAGCCUGCAGACUGCGGUUCAUGUGCCAUGUGGGAUCUUUGUGUUUGUGUCUAGUUUUAUUUCAUUUUCAGUUACUGUUUGCCACAUUUGUGGCUCCAAAACCAACAUUAACCACGUUAAAAUGCUGGUUUUUGUUGUUUAUCUGACAUCUAAUAGAUCACCUUUGGAAUCUUUGUUUUCUUCUAUUUAUCAGUAAUUGGAUGAUACUUUUUUAAGACUUUGAGUAGGUGGUGGAGGGUGCUGACUAGUCAUGUAUAAGUGACUUAUUACAGUUGAUAAUGGCCAUUUAUUGGGCUGAUGUCAUUCAUUGAAUUUCCCAGGUGAUACUAAAUCAUGGCCAAGCAAUAGUAUUAAUUCCUGCUAAUGUCAUCUGUGCCGUGUACUACAAAGAAAGAAUAUAUAGCAUAUAUUCAUAACUACAGCCAUCUCAGGGCACUAUACAUUGUAUAUUACAGAGUUCACAAGCCAUCAACUUUCUAUGAUCAGCACUUGGCAGCAGUAGGGAAAAAAACCUACCUUUAUAACUGUAAAAAAAAUAUGCAACAGAACCAGGCCUUCAUACCAGGGAAAAUAUGGAGGAAGGGUGAAGACGGGAAAGAGGAACUUAAUUACAGGAAAAAAGCACUGAGCUUGAUGUGGCCAGUAAAACCUGUUGGGCUGUUAUGGAUUGUUAGCAAUGCAAGUUACAGUAACACAGACUGUAUGAACCUACUUGCAUUCAGUUAUUGAUACAGGAAAUAUACAAAUAUGUUUUUAUGCUUGGUCCUGAUUUUCUGCCAGGGUAAUUUUGCAGUCCUGUUGGUGUUUAUCUCAGAGAAUGUUUAAUAAAUGAAGUGAACUGCACUUACAUUUGGUCAAAGCGAUUUCUGGCAGAUAGAUAAACAGUAUAUUCACAGGAAGGAACCAGAUUAGCAGUAUUCGACAGCAUGCCUCUCUGGUUUUAUUUAGAGAGCCACUCUAAAGUUUUGUCAGAUCCUUCACAGCUCUCUGUGACCCGUUCUUCUUCACAGAAGAAGGCAGUGUCGCUUGAUUGGUGCUGAAUGACGCGCCAAACGCGUUACUGUGCUCACGGUUUGAUAAAGAAAGGCUGAUGUAACGAAGAAAGCUGAUAACUAUUGUUGCGAUACCAAUUAUCUCUGAAUGUUGCAUUAGGUGUAAGCCAGAGAAAACCUGUCUGUAUCCAGCUAGAAAUGAGAUUUAAUACCUGAAUAAUGAUCAGCAGAGUCAGGUGUUCAGUUAUGAGGAUCAGGUGAUUCUUGCAUAAAGGGAUUGCUGUUUUUUAAAUCUAUGUUUAUGUCAUUUAUGUUUAUCAUAUGUUUACAACCAUAUAGUUUGUCAUUGUUUAUUCUCAGUUAACAGUUUGUUUUAUAGAUCCAUCAAGGUUCACAUGCCAACUUUUAUAGAGAAAUAAAUCAUUAAACAGAAGUUUGUCUCA
Messenger RNA from Maylandia zebra (zebra mbuna), 4414 nucleotides. It is a transcript of the gene tfe3a, whose product is annotated as transcription factor binding to IGHM enhancer 3a. Gene Ontology annotation, biological process: regulation of transcription by RNA polymerase II. Gene Ontology annotation, molecular function: DNA-binding transcription factor activity, RNA polymerase II-specific; protein dimerization activity; RNA polymerase II cis-regulatory region sequence-specific DNA binding. The record is from RefSeq and is a predicted model, not a curated record. Lineage: Eukaryota; Metazoa; Chordata; Actinopteri; Cichliformes; Cichlidae. Gene Ontology annotation, cellular component: nucleus.